AUGGCUCCAUCAAGAGAUGACGACGUUGCGACUGAGCCUUGUCCGCUCCCUUGCAACUCAUCACCGCAUGCAACCUCCAAACUCUCUAAGGAUGGCCAUCUGCUUCAUCGGUCUCUCGUUCACACGCCAGCCAUGGUCGACUCUGCCAAGGGUCUAAACCUAUUCCUGUCUAACGGCCAAACAGUAAUUGAUGCUUGCGGCGGCGCAGCCGUCGCCCUCAUCGGUCACGGCAAUGAAGAAGUUCAAGCCGCCAUGCUCGAGCAAGCAAGCAAAGUUAGUUAUGUCCACACACAAGCCUACACUACACCAGCGGCCGAGGGGCUCGCUCACAUACUUCUCAACGGCAACCCGCAUGGUCUGGAGAAAGCGCUUUUUGUCGGCAGCGGCAGCGAGGCUGUCGAGUCAGCCCUCAAGCUCGCCCGGCAAUAUUUCUACGAAAAGGGCGAGACAAAAAGGGUUCAUUUUGUUUCCAGACAGCAGAGUUAUCACGGAAACACGCUUGGCGCCAUGUCCAUCUCGUCCAACCUCGCGCGCAAAGUGCCAUACGAGGGGUUCGCCUAUCCCCACGUAUCGAGUGUAUCACCACCAUACGCGUAUCGCUACAUGCGAGAGGAAGAGAGCGAGGCCCAAUUCACAGCAAGGCUACUUCGGGAGUUGGAGGAUGAGUUCCUUCGUGUCGGUCCUGAAAAGGUUGUCGCUUUCGUUGCAGAGACCAUAAUGGGCGCCACCUCCGGCUGUGUCACCCCACCAACAGGUUACUUCAAGGGUGUGCGCUCUCUGUGCGACAAGUACGGAAUCCUCCUAAUCCUGGACGAGAUCAUGUGCGGUGUUGGUCGUACGGGGACCUUCUUCGCGUUCGAGCAAGAAGGCAUUGUUCCAGAUAUUGUUACUGUCGCAAAAGGUCUCGGAGGUGGAUACGCAGCCAUCGCAGGCGUCUUGGUCCACAGCAAAGUCGUGGAUGUGCUGAGGAGCGGCACCAACGCUUUCAACAACGGACACACAUACCAAGCGCAUCCCAUCUCAUGCGCGACAGCAUUGGCAGUGCAGAAGAUUGUGCAGCGUGACAAUCUGGUUGACCAAUGUGCCAAGAUGGGUCGAGUGCUAGAAGACCUGUUGCGCUCCGAGCUGAGAAAUUGUCGGAGUGUCGGCAACAUUCGUGGGCGGGGUCUUUUCUGGGCAGUUGAGUUUGUCCAAGAUUGGGCCUCGAAAGAGACCUUUGAUCCUAAAAUGGGAUUCGGUGCCCGGGUCCAGCAGGUUGCCUACCAAGCCGGAGUGGCUCUCUACCCUGGUGGCGGUACCGUGGAUGGAACAAAGGGGGACCAUAUUUUGAUCGCACCUCCUUUCAUUGUGACAGAGCAGCAGCUGCGUCACAUUUGCCAGGUCCUUCGGGCUGCCGUAGAGGCCGUCGAGGGCGAAGCCUUGUGA
This is a messenger RNA of Verticillium alfalfae VaMs.102, 1425 nucleotides long. RefSeq names its product acetylornithine aminotransferase. Gene Ontology annotation, cellular component: cytosol. The transcript has a single exon. Lineage: Eukaryota; Fungi; Ascomycota; Sordariomycetes; Glomerellales; Plectosphaerellaceae. Bases 1 to 1425 code for a protein of 474 amino acids. Gene Ontology annotation, molecular function: pyridoxal phosphate binding; transaminase activity. The record is from RefSeq and is a predicted model, not a curated record.